UAUUCACUUUAUCUCACUUCACAUGUAUAUAUAUGAAUGAGGUAGGUUGAGAAAUUAAGAGCAGAAGGUUCUAAUUAAGGAUGUCGGGGAGAAGGUCGAGGCAGUCAAGUGGGAGCUGUUCCAGUUCCAGAAUAACAGAUGAUCAGAUCAUUGAACUCGUCUCCAAAUUGCAUCAACUCCUUCCUGAGAUUCGCAACACUACUAGGCGCUCCAACAAGGCAUCAGCAGAUAAAGUGCUACAGGAAACUUGCAACUACAUCAGAAACUUGCACAAAGAGAUGGAUGAUCUGAGUGCGAGGCUAUCCCAACUUCUCUCUACCGUAGAUACUGACAGCCCCGAGGCUGCAAUAAUCAGGACUUUAAUCUAGUUACUAAUUAUGUUUAAGGAAUUUGGGUUUUAUAAUUAGGUGGAUGUUUUCCGAGGCUGUCUGCAGAUAUAAUUAUAAUAACUCAUCGGCUGUGAUGUGUGCAAUGGUUGUAAUUAAUUAAUGUUGAAUCAUAUAUAAUAAUA
Messenger RNA from Sesamum indicum (sesame), 511 nucleotides. Its product is annotated as transcription factor PRE1. NCBI's taxonomy places the organism in Eukaryota, Viridiplantae, Streptophyta, Magnoliopsida, Lamiales, Pedaliaceae. Gene Ontology annotation, biological process: regulation of DNA-templated transcription; regulation of growth. Gene Ontology annotation, molecular function: protein dimerization activity. The record is from RefSeq and is a predicted model, not a curated record.